AUUUAUUUUUUAAUACACUGUAGCACUUUGAGAUUGUUUACUCAAUACAAAGUGCUUUUUACAAAUAAAAUCUAUUAUUAUUAUUCUUUUCACACAAAGACAACCCCCCGCUAUCCCCCUCGCAACCCUGAUAAGGGAAGAGUGGGUGUUGUAUUUCACAUUCCUGAUGGUUUAAGACACUAAACAGACAAUCUGAAGACAAAGAGAGACUGGUAGGAUACACAAAGGAAAAGUACCAGCUGCUCUAAACAUGGAUAUGUAAAAAGAAAGAACUCUUAAACAUAUCUGCAUCCGUCCACAAGGUGUUUGGAUGUUUUUUUAAGGGCUAUGUAAGUGGAAUUGCGCGGCGACUGAGUCCAACAUUGUUUGAAGCUGCAAGAUACGAUGCAAGACUUUACAGCAGCCGUCAGUCACAAUGGCGUUACGACACAAAUAUGCAUGACGCUGCUGGCUCGUCCACUAAAUAUAGCACCCUGACACAUACAAAUAAAAAAAUCAAAUUCCACUUGUCACAAUUGGAUCUCCCAGACCCCCACACUUCCUAAAGUGUGGUUGUUUGGCAGCUUGGCCACUUUAAAGAGUGAGCUAGCUGGGAUUUACCCCGUCACACCCCCCCUGACAGGUGGAACAUUGCCGCCCUCCCCGUCUCCUCCCUUCCGCCUUCUGAUUGGUGCUGAAGGCGACGACGCUGCAGCCUGGACUCUUUAAAUAAUCCUACAGUGAGAUUGUCUUAUCAAUGAAGUAGUAAAAGGGGGGCUUAGGCUUUUAUUUUCUGAAUUCCACAAAAAGCGACCAAGAUGAAAAUGAUCAUCGGCAUUGGAGGCGUGACCAACGGGGGCAAGACCACCCUGACCAACAGACUGCUCGGGACUUUGCCCAACUGCUGUGUGGUGUAUCAGGACGACUUUUUCAAGAAGCCCGAUCAAAUAGAAGUCGGGGAGGACGGCUUUAGACAGUGGGAUGUCAUCACGGCCCUGGACAUGGAGGCCAUGGUCAGCACGGUGAGAGGCUGGCAGGAGAACCCGGUCAAGUUCGCCCACUCCCACGGAGUUCGCCUGUCACCCGAAGCCGAGGAAUGCGACUCGUUGAAGGAGGAGAGGAUCCAUAUCCUCAUUGUGGAGGGCUUCCUCAUCUACAACUACAAGCCUCUCAUGGACGCUUACGACAAAAGCUUCUACAUCUCGCUUCCUUAUGAGGAGUGCAAGAGGAGGAGAAGUACGAGGACCUACACCAUCCCCGACCCGCCUGGCCUGUUUGAUGGCCACGUGUGGCCCAUGUACCUGAAGCACCGCAAAGAAAUGGAGAGUCAAUGUGACAGAAUAGAAUACCUCGACGGAUUGACGUCAAAAGACGACAUAUACGACCACGUCUUCGAGAGCAUCCAGAACGCAAUUCUCAACUCAUAGCGUGACGACCACCUGCCGGGGGAAACGUGUGUACAUAUGUGUAAAUAAAUGAUGAUUGCUGAAAUGUACAACAAUGUGUCGUGUAAAUAGUCGCCAACAACAAGCAGCGUCGUGUUUUCUAUCGUCCUGUCAAACGUUGUUGUUGUGUUUUGGUUCAAAGAGAUGAACUUCCUGUGCUUCAGCGCAGGUUGAAUGGACGUUCAAAGUGAAACCACCUAAAGACCACAUAAACAAACUCAAAAGACUCAAAUCUGUUUCCUGUCCUUCUUGCGCUCACAGUCUAAAUGUCACGUUUUGGGAGAACUAGUUGCAUCUUACUGUGAACCGCUCAAAUAUAACAAGUUUCCCUUCAUUUCUGAAUUAUUGCUGGAAACCAACAAAAGUGUCAACUUAAUUUUGCCUUAUUUUUACUGAAUCACGUAUUUGCAUAUUAAUACACAAAAAAAGAUUAAAUCUUAAAAUAUUUCUGGUUAGUUAUCCCUGUUUUGUUUUGUUAAAUAAAAUAAAUAUAUUUAAUUUGAAAAAAAAAUUAAUAUUUAUUUUUUA
Molecule: messenger RNA, 1952 nt
Organism: Entelurus aequoreus (snake pipefish)
Lineage: Eukaryota; Metazoa; Chordata; Actinopteri; Syngnathiformes; Syngnathidae
Product: nicotinamide riboside kinase 2-like
Exons: 8
Coding region: 798-1406 (202 amino acids)
Cellular component (GO): cytoplasm
Source: RefSeq, a predicted model, not a curated record